This is a messenger RNA of Entelurus aequoreus (snake pipefish), 6445 nucleotides long. RefSeq names its product kringle containing transmembrane protein 1 (gene kremen1). Bases 177 to 1634 code for a protein of 485 amino acids. Gene Ontology annotation, biological process: multicellular organism development. Gene Ontology annotation, cellular component: plasma membrane. NCBI's taxonomy places the organism in Eukaryota, Metazoa, Chordata, Actinopteri, Syngnathiformes, Syngnathidae. The record is from RefSeq and is a predicted model, not a curated record. The transcript is spliced from 9 exons.
UGGCCUGCUGGAAAUGGGAUCCCUGCGCGCUGCUAUCUAGUCCCAGACGCGGAGGUGUCGCUCCGCCAGACGCUGCGUGCUGGGCUCGGGACGGUGACGGACUCCCCCCCCCCCCGAACGGAGACGACCGGAGCCGCCUGACUCCCUCACUCAGCCGCCCCGCGCACCUGGGCACCAUGGACCCGUGGACCACCGGCACAUCCGCGCUCCUUGUGGCCGCCUUGGCGCUCUCCUCCGCGGCUCUCAGUCACUUCGACACCGAGUGCUACACGGCCAACGGAGAGGACUACAGGGGCUUCCAGAACCAGACCAGCCUGCAUGGCGGUAAACCCUGUCUCUUUUGGAACGAGACCUUCCAGCACCCCUACAACACGCUGAAGUAUCCCAAUGGCGAGGGCGGCUUGGGCAGGCACAAUUACUGCAGGAAUCCGGACGGCGACGUCCAGCCGUGGUGUUACAUCGCCGACCACGAAGAUGGAAUCUACUGGCGAUACUGCGACAUCCCGACGUGCCGCAUGCCGGGUAACCUGGGCUGCUUCCGAGACAGCGGCGACCCCCCCGCCCUCUCCGGCGCCACCGAGACGUCCAACAAGCUCACCAUCCAGAACUGCAUCAGCUUCUGCAGGAAGCAAAGAUACAAGCUCGCCGGCAUGGAGUCGGGGUACGCUUGUUUCUGCGGCAACGAAGUGGACCUGCAGGACCACGACGAGUCCCCCGGCAUGGAGUGCAACCACGUGUGCUUCGGCGACCACACGCAGCCGUGCGGCGGAGACGGCUGGGUCAUCGUCUUCGACACCCGGGUGGGGUCGUGUGGGGGGAACCUAACCUCCCCGUCCGGAGUCAUCUACUCGCCCGACUUCCCGGACAAAUACGGAGCCAGCCGUGUCUGCUACUGGACGGUGCAGGUGCCCGGAUCCUCGGCCAUCCUGUUCAACUUCACCUUCUUCGACAUCUCGGAUCAGGCCGACAUGGUGGAGCUGCUGAACGGCUACACCAACCAGGUGGUGGCGCGCUUUGACUGGCGCAGCCCCCCGAGAGAGGUGGUCAACAUCACUGGAGACUUCGUCAUCGUUUACUUCUUCUCGGAUCGCACCAACCAAGCCCAGGGUUUUGCUCUGCUGUACCAAGCGCUGAGGAGCCAAAGUGAGGAGGAGGAGGAGGACGACGACGGCGGCUUCCUAAGCACGGUGGCACCACCUCAGCCACCCGCCUCCGUCACCGACAGGUCCAACCUCACCUCCAAAGGACGCUCCACGCAGAUCCUCUACGUCAUCACGUCCAGCCCCGGCAAACCGGAGCACAACAUGCCAGGUCAGUGGGCUGGACCCGGCGAGACCCACAGCGCUAGUAUGUCCCAGUCAUACCUCCACCUUCUUCUCUACUCUACUAUGUGGACCAUCUAUGCACUGGCCGCCCUCCUCAUCCUCACGGUGGUCGCCAUGGUAGCCAAGCUGCUGCUGCACAUCACCGUCAAGUCUCCCCGCCUCCCCACUGUGAGCGGCUCGGACACUUGCAGCCAGAGCGCGGCGUCGUCGGAGCCUUGGAUCAUCUUGUACCGACCCUCCACCAUCUCCCUCUUCAAGAAGAAGCUGAAGAACCACCACGGCGACCUCAGCCCCCUGGUGGGCAACUAGCGCCACGGCCGCGCCGCUGCCUUGUCGGGACGAAACGCGCGGAAAAAAAACCCACACAACGCCACCCGGACUGCCGACCAUCACGCGGGGGGGUAAGGGGGGCAUCACAGAAGCGCCCUCAGAUAAUGGAUCAUCUUCGCUGACUAGCGGCUAAUGACACGAGUGACUGGAGGCGGGCCCCGGCUGAGGGGUAGGGGGGGGGCGGAGCCAGGCGCAGACCCACCUGGUCCGGAAGCCCCCCCCCCCCCCGGUGGCGACUCCUUCAUCUCCAUUGGGACUCAGCAUAGCUUCUUCUAUUCCGCAGCUUCUUUUCAAAUGUAAGAUAAGUCUCUCGCUUGAGGGGACUCUGGACCUUGUGAGGGGACUCUGGACCUCGUGAGGGGACUCUGGACCUCGUGAGGGGACGCUGGACCUCGUGAGGGGACUCUGGACCUCGUGAGGGGACUCUGGACCUCGUGAGGGGACUCUGGACCUCGUGAGGGGACUCUGGACCUCGUGAGGGGACGCUGGACCUCGUGAGGGGACGCUGGACCUCGUGAGGGGACUCUGGACCUCAUGAGGGGACUCUGGACCUCAUGAGGGGACUCUGGACAUCGUGAGGGGACGCUGGACCUCAUGAGGGGACGGGCAACCAUCAAAGCUCACGGAGACUACGAGCGGUGGCGCGGCAGACAACGGGAGGUCUGUGGUCUUUGGCGUGGCGUUCAAGUGCCUUAAGGAUCUGCUCCUUCGUCUUUGACCGGAGCGGAAAAAGGAUGCCUCCAAUCCCGUGGUUGGAUACACCGGAGGAGGAUUUUAUUUUUAUAGUCUGAUGAGGCGUUCAAAGACCUGUUUGGUUUCUCUUACUGAACAUAUUGUUCACUUUGUUCUGUUGUGUUGUACGUCAUGUAUUUAUACCGGAGACAAACAUAUUGGGACUAGGGACUGACACCGAAUCCAAGUGUGGACCGAUUUACAUCGGUACCACCGGGUACCGAUUUACGUCGAAUCGAACCGUACCACAUUUUGGUACUUGCAGACUCAAGCACUUGGCGUGAAAACAAGCACUCAAAUUACCCACUGAUAGUCACACACAUAUUAAUUGUGGUGAAAUGACCCUCUGCAUUUGAACCCGUCCCCGUGUUGCACCCCCUGGGAGGUGAGGGGAGCAGUGAGCAGCAGCGGUGGCCGCGCUCGGGAAUCAUUUUCUGUGAUUUUAACCCCCAAAUUCCAACCCUUGAUGCUGAGUGCCAAGCAGGAUCCCAUUUUUGUUAGUCUUUGGUAUGACUCGGCCGGGGGUUUGAACUCACCACCUGCCGCCGCCAGGGCGCACACUCUAACCACAAGGCCACCGAGCAGGUUCAAAAAAGGUUCGAAGCAAAUAACAAUGUUCCAUGCCAACAAAGCAAGCGUGCCUGAUAAAAAGCUCUAAAAAGUAAGGCUAGCUCAAUGCUAAUUUACAUUGCAUAUGCCAUAGACGAGCUACGGAUUAGCAUUAGCGAUUGCAACGCCUCCAAGUUUGGUCAAAGUGCACGUUACAAUCAAACGGUGUGUAACAAGCACGAUACUUACAACAUAAACACUUUGUAGGGAUCAACGUAAGACGAGACCGGCAUGUAAUUAACUUAAUGGCAAAGACUACUUCCUGACUUAAAAAACACACGUAGGACAAAGUGAAACGUGUACUUGCUAAUGAUAACAACUGUACCGCAAUAAAUUAAUAAACAUAUUUGGAAAUUUGAGUUCCGAUAUCGAUUCCCAGCUACCAGGAAUUGGUACUGUAUCGGUUCGGAUGUGAAAGGUACCCAUCCCUUAUUGGGACACAUUCUACCUUUACAGUACAAGGAGUAAAAUAGGUUUUUAUUACCUAAAUGUAUUUUAUAAUAACAAAGCAAGCGUGCCUGAUAGAAAGCUCCCAAAAGUAAGGCUAGCUCAAUGCUAAUUUACAUUGCAUAUGCCAUAGACGUGCUACGGAUUAGCAUUAGCGAUUGCAACGCCUCCAAGUUUGGUCAAAGUGCACGUUACAAUCAAACGGUGUGUAACAAGCACGAUACUUACAACAUAAACACUUUGUAGGGCUCAACAUAAGACGAGACCGGCAUGUAUUUAACUUAAUGGCAAAGACUACUUCCUGACUUAAAAAACACACGUAGGACAAAGUGAAACGUAUACUUGCUAAUGAUAACAACUGUACCGCAAUAAAUUAAUAAACAUAUUUGGAAAUUUGAGUUCCGAUAUCGAUUCCCAGCUACCAGGAAUUGGUACUGUAUCGGUUCAGAUGUGAAAGGUGCCCAUCCCUUAUUGGGACACAUUCUACCUUUACAGUACAAGGAGUAAAAUAGGUUUUUAUUACCUAAAUAUGUAUUUUAUAAAAACAAAGCAAGCGUGCCUGACCGAAAGCUCUCAAAAGUAAGGCUAGCUCAAUGCUAAUUUACAUUGCAUAUGCCAUAGACGUGCUACGGAUUAGCAUUAGCGAUUGCAACGCCUCCAAGUUUGGUCAAAGUGCACGUUACAAUCAAACGGUGUGUAACAAGCACGAUACUUACAAUAUAAACACUUUGUAGGGCUCAACGUAAGACGAGACCGGCAUGUAUUUAACUUAAUGGCAAAGACUACUUCCUGACUUAAAAAACACACUUAGGACAAAGUGAAACGUGUACUUGCUAAUGAUAACAACUGUACCGCAAUAAAUUAAUAAACAUUCAUAAACAUAUUUGGAAAUUUGAGUUCCGAUAUCGAUUCCCAGCUACCAGGAAUUGGUACUGUAUCGGUUCAGAUUCGAAAGGUACCCAUCCCUUAUUGGGACACAUUCUACCUUUACAGUACAAGGAGUAAAAUAGGUUUUUAUUACCUAAAUAUGUAUUUUAUAAUAACAAAGCAAGCAUGCUUGACAGAAAGCUCUCAAAAGUAAGGCUAGCUCAAUGCUAAUUUACAUUGCAUAUGCCAUAGACGUGCUACGGAUUAGCAUUAGCGAUUGCAACGCCUCCAAGUUUGGUCAAAGUGCACGUUACAGUCAAACGGUGUGUAACAAGCACGAUACUUACAACAUAAACACUUUGUAGGGCUCAACAUAAGACGAGACCGGCAUGUAUUUAACUUAAUGGCAAAGACUACUUCCUGACUUGGACAAAGUGAAAUGAAUACUUGCUAAUGAUAACCUUGUUGUCAUUAUUAGCUCACUGUUAAAUGUUAAACAAGUUGAAUAAACAUAUUUGGACAUUUGAGUUCCGAUAUCGAUUCCCAGGUACCAGGAAUUGGUACUGUAUCGGUUCAGAUGUGAAAGGUACCCAUCCCUAAUUGGGACACUUUCUACCUUACAGUACAGGGAGGGAAAUGGGUUUUUAUUGCCGAAAUGUAAACAUUUAUUUUAUGAAAACACAACCUCAUGUUUUACUUGGAUAAUCAUGUGGAGUGCAUGAGAAAGUUUAACAAGGAAACCCCUAUUGUCUUUUAGCAACAGAGCCAAUGUUGUAAUAGUGCUAAGGCGCAAACUGCCAAUGGGGUUGUUGUAAAAGUGUAACAACACGCAUUUUAAAGCGCACUAAUCACUGUACUUUGCCGUACUUUACUUGUACAUAGUACCACCUAGUACUGCAGUAGUUUUCUACAAAAAAACAAGUCCAAGUCCCAAUACUUUUGUGCCCGCGGGUCUUUUUUGUUCUGUGUUUGGACGCGUCAAAAACCAAAAAGUUUCCUUGUUCAACUGCAAAAUGUGCCCCCCUAAAAAAGCAUUUCAUAACAGAACUACAGACCCCCCCUCCACACACUCGGUAUUGACUGCGGGGUUGUUGGUUGCCAAGGUCAAAAAUGAGUUGGGUUGUUGCCAUAGCAACCGGCCUCACUUACUGUCACUCCAUGCUUUCAAGGUCCAAAAGCAGAUGCACUUAGAAAAGAGCCCAAAAGCGAAGAAAAAAGUACUUAAACAACCCGAGCACUCGAGCAUCGACUGGCAAUGUUCCACCUUCAGAGACCCGCUUCUGCGUAAAAGGCAACGGCGGGUAAAUGUCAUAAAAAAAGGCCAGUGACUGUGAAAAAAAGCAUUGAGUUGGUUUUCCUAAAAUUUCAUACAUUGACAUCCUUCAGCAAAAAUCAACAGGAAGUUGGCAAUUCCCCCUUCAGAACACAAGUGUAGUAAAAACAGUCACUUUUGCCUCUUUGAGGUGUAAUUUGACCCCCUUAACAUGCUUCAAAACUCACCAAACUGGACACACACAUCAGGACUGGUGAAAAUUGCCAUCUAAUAAAAAAACAAAACCCUAAAACUCAAAAUUGCGCUCUAGCGCCCUCUAGGAAAAAACAGACAAAACUGCUUGUAACUUCCAGUAGGAAUGUCGUAGAGACAUGAAACAAAAACCUCUAUGUAGGUCUGACUUAGACCUAAAUUUCAUAUAUUAACAUCCUUCAGCAAAAAUCAACAGGAAGUUGGCAAUUCCCCCAUCAGAACAAAAGUGUAGUAAAAACAGUCACUUUUGCCUCUUUGAGCUGUAAUUUGACCCCCUUAACAUGCUUCAAAACUCACCAAACUGGACACACACAUCAGGACCAGCGAAAAUUGCCAUCUAAAAAACAAAACCCAACCCCAAAACUCAAAAUUGCGCUCUAGCGCCCCCUAGGAAAAAACACAGACAAAACUGCUUGUAACUUCCAGUAGGAAUGUUGUAGAGACAUGAAAAAAAAACCUCUAUGUAGGUCUGACUUAGACCUUAAAUUUCAUACAUUGACAUCCUUCAGCAAAAAUCAACAGGAAGUUGGCAAUUCCCCCUUCAGAACAAAAGUGUAGUAAAAACAGUCACUUUUGCCUCUUUGAGCUGUAAUUUGACCCCCUUAACAUG